AUGUUUUACUAACCAGCCUAGCUGAUUCAUCGUUAUUUGCGACAGGGUGUUCCGGUCUAGCGAGGCUCAGUUCUGUUUGAGUAAAACUCUGUUCAGUAGGGGUUAGGAUCUAGCCCUGUAGUGACCCGGUAAAGGCUGGUUCAUCCCUCCAUUGUGCUACUGAUGCUGAGGGUGGUUUCCAGUCUCUCCAGUCGUGUGACUGGCUGUCGAUCCCAAGGAGAUCUGAUGCUGAGGUUGGUUUCCAGUCUCUCCAGUCGUGCGACUGGCUGUUGAUCCCAAGGAGAUCUGAUGCUGAGGGUCGUUUCCAGUCUCUCCAGUCGUGCGACUGGCUGUUGAUCCCAAGGAGAUCUGAUGCUGAGGGUGGUUUCCAGUCUCUCCAGUCGUGCGACUGGCUGUUGAUCCCAAGGAGAUUGUCUCGCUGGUCACCAGAGUAGAAUUCUUCUCAACUCUGUCUCCCUGUGGACUGAAGUGUGAAGCAGCCUUAACCUCUGUUCUGGAGAGGUUCUGCCCAGGCUUGGUUCUGAUGCAGAGUAGCGUUGGCAAGGCGUUGUUGGCUGCGGGUUCCAGCCAUGGCUCCUUUCCUUCUCCCCCUGCUGUGUGCACUGCUGAUCUGCCUGCAGACCCCUGGCCUGGCUGGCUCUGACCCGGACUCAGUCCCCCAGUGUGACUCGGGCCUGACCUGGGCGGUGAGCCUGGGGCCGGAGGGGGGGCAGGCAGACAGAAAGGCGCUGGACUCGCUGGCUGGGGAAGUGGCCGCAGAGGCAGGGCUGGAGAGCAGGGGCCAGAUCGGCCAGCUGGAGGGGCACUACCUCCUGGCGUUGCCCUGCGGACAAGAGGGGGGCAGAGAGCAGGCAGCCCGGACCCUGGCACAGCACCCAGCUGUCAGGUGGCACUCAGAACAGCAGCUCCUCAGGAGGGCCAAGCGCAGCCUCACAUUCAACGACCCCAGAUACCCGAAGCAGUGGCACCUGCACAAUAAGGUGCGAGCGGGGAUGGAUAUCAAUGUCACGGCUGUGUGGGAGCACAAUGUCACUGGCGCCGGGGUCACCGUGGUUGUCGUGGACGAUGGAGUUCAACACACUCUGAAGGACAUCCAACCCAACUAUAGCCCAGAGGGGAGCUACGACCUGAACUCCAAUGACCCUGACCCUAUGCCGCACCCUGACGCCAACAACGACAAUCACCACGGGACGCGGUGCGCGGGAGAGAUCGCCGCCGUGCCCAACAACAGCUACUGCGCCGUGGGCGUGGCGUUCGGGAGCCGGGUGGCAGGGAUCCGUGUGCUUGACGGGCCUCUCACUGACAGCAUGGAAGCCGUGGCCUUCAACAAGCACUACCAGAUCAAUGACAUUUACAGCUGCAGCUGGGGCCCCGAUGAUGACGGGCGCACGGUGGACGGCCCACACCCUCUGGGCAAGGCAGCGCUGCAGCACGGGGUCAUUGCUGGCAGGAAGGGCUUCGGCAGUAUCUUUGUGGUCGCCAGUGGCAACGGAGGACAGUACAAGGACAACUGCAACUAUGACGGUUACGCCAACUCCAUCUACACUGUGACCAUUGGAGCAGUGGAUGAGAAUGGCCAGAUGCCCUUCUAUGCGGAGGAGUGUGCCUCCAUGCUCGCCGUCACGUUCAGCAGUGGAGACAAGAUGCUGCGCAGCAUUGUGACCUCAGACUGGGACCUGCUCAAGGGGACUGGCUGCACGGACGGGCACUCUGGCACCUCCGCUGCCGCCCCCCUCGCUGCGGGGAUGGUGGCUCUGAUGCUGCAGGUUCGACCCUGCCUGACCUGGAGAGACGUGCAGCACAUCAUAGCCUUCACUGCCACCAAGUAUGAGGACCGGCGAGCGGACUGGGAGUUGAACGGAGCCGGGUUCCACCACAGUCACCAGCACGGCUUCGGGCUGCUCAACGCCUGGAGACUGGUCAACGCUGCCAAGGUACCAGCCAGAUUGCCAACCCCUGCCUGCCUCAGCCACGAGACUAAACACAGCAGCACCAAGAGAUGCACAAUCAGUGCAAAGACUGAAGUGUUCAAUGUCUCAGUGCAGUGAGGAUCUCUCGCACCC
Polyodon spathula (Mississippi paddlefish) is the source of this 2063-nucleotide messenger RNA. RefSeq names its product proprotein convertase subtilisin/kexin type 7 (gene pcsk7). The transcript is spliced from 10 exons. The record is from RefSeq and is a predicted model, not a curated record. Gene Ontology annotation, biological process: protein processing. Gene Ontology annotation, molecular function: serine-type endopeptidase activity. Gene Ontology annotation, cellular component: Golgi membrane; trans-Golgi network. The coding region runs from base 570 to 2048 and encodes 492 amino acids. NCBI's taxonomy places the organism in Eukaryota, Metazoa, Chordata, Actinopteri, Acipenseriformes, Polyodontidae.